AGCAGGCCGCACAGAUAGAGUUGACCGAGAGGAUGCCAUGGCCAGCGAUCCUGCCGAGUGCCAGCGGCGGUGGUCCAACUAUAAAGCCCGGGGGCAGCGCCACCAGCUCAGUCCACCACACCACCCAGCGUCAUCUCAUCCCCGUUUGCCCGCUGCGAGAAUUCCUUUCACCUCACCUCACUCUGAGUCUGAGCGCGCGGCCGCACUCAAGCGAGCGAGCACGGGCGAAAUGGCGCGCCACGCCGGGAAGCCCCUCCUCGCGCUCCUCGUGCUGUCCGGCCUCCUCCUCCUCCCGCUCGUCGCCUCCGUCCCCUUGCCAAGAAGCCUGCGCCUGGGGAACCCGCAGCAACACCCGCCGGCUCUGAAGCUUGCUUCUUCUCAGGAGGCGGCGAUGGCGGCGUGGAACCUCGGCAGCAGGCCGGCGGCGAGGAUGGCCGUGGAGGUGGACGACUACCAACCGCCCGGCCACAACAGCCGCCAUGACCCGCCCAAGGGUCCCGGGAGAGCGUGAACAGUGGGGGGGGGGGGGUGGACCCAAAUAAUCCUCCAUCUUCUUCGCCACUAGUACGAAGUGCUUGCUUGCUUGCUAGUAGUUUGCUCCUGUAUUCUAAAAUGGUAGCAGAAACGAAAUCACCUAGUAGUUACAGAAGGGAUCCGGGGGCCGAUCGGUGUCUGUCUAUAUGCCGCCCGUGUGUGUCAGGCGGCGCACCGAUCGCCUGGCUGUUCUUGGGUUUGUUUGUUCGUCAGAACUGCUGCGCACAUCGGUUUCUCGUGCUGUGCUGGUGUCGAAUACACUGCCCCGAAAUUAUUCAGCCUCCCCGUUCCUUUCCUCC
This is a messenger RNA of Panicum virgatum (switchgrass), 833 nucleotides long. RefSeq lists its product as uncharacterized. Lineage: Eukaryota; Viridiplantae; Streptophyta; Magnoliopsida; Poales; Poaceae. The record is from RefSeq and is a predicted model, not a curated record. The coding region runs from base 38 to 511 and encodes 157 amino acids. The transcript is spliced from 3 exons.